AUGGCGCUGCUUUAUUCAGCAGUGCAGCUUCUGAUUUUGUGUAUCUACGCCGGGCGCCAAGUCCUCCGCAGCGGAGAAAAACUCCUCGCUCAUGGACUUGGAUCACCGAAACCUCUGGUCGCCUCUAGGAAGUCUGACGCCCGGCUUCGGCUGAUUAGAGGUGGUGGUGAGCCUGCCCCUGCAAUAGCAGAGCCUGCAGGAGAGCAAGAGGCCGCAGAAGGAGCAGGGCCGCCUGGAGGGGCAGCGGCAGCGGGGCGUGUGGGCCCAGCACAGGAGCCCCAGCUGGAAGCAAUAGCACGGCUAGACGCCCUCUGCCGCUCCACAUUGGUGGAGGAGCCGGUGCAGCAAGUACAGGACACCAUUGCCCGUCUCGAGGCCCUGAUGCACCGGAUCGAGGCCCUCGAGCGGCGCCCAGCAGCGGCGGAAAUGGAGGCCCUCAGCCAAAGGAUCGAGGCCCUCGAGCGGCGCCCAGCACCGGAGGCACCAAUGGAGGCCAAUGCCGGGCUGGAGGCCCUCAGCCAAAGAAUCGAGGCCCUCGAGCGGCUGAGCGCCUUCACACGCCGAAUUGACGCCCUGGAGCGGCAGUUCCGGAGGCUGGAGCGGGCCAGGGUUUUAGCCAGCAUUAAAACAAAAUCAAGCAAGCUACGGAAGUUUUUCCAGAAAGCAGGUUCAGGACCACCGAUGUUUUGUUUUUCCCUAUCCUGUCAAUUUAUUAUUCUUUUGAAGAUUCUUCGUUGUCAAGCCGCCAAAGUGGAGAGUGCGAUUGCAGAAGGGGGUGCUUCUCGUUUCAGUGCUUCUUCAGGCGGAGGAGGAGGUAGGGGUGCACCUCAGCACUAUCCCAAGACUGCUGGCAACAGCGAGUUCCUGGGGAAAACCCCAGGGCAAAACGCUCAGAAAUGGAUUCCUUCACGAAGCACUAGACGAGAUGACGACUCCGCAAAUGACAAAGAAAGACAUGAUGCAAUCUUCAGGAAAGUGAGAGGCAUAUUAAAUAAGCUUACUCCUGAAAAGUUUGACAAGCUAUGCCUUGAGCUCCUCAAUGUGGGUGUAGAGUCUAAGCUCAUCCUAAAGGGGAUCAUACUGCUGAUCGUAGACAAAGCCCUUGAAGAGCCAAAAUAUAGCUCGCUAUAUGCUCAACUAUGUCUGCGACUGGCAGAAGAUGCACCCAACUUUGAUGGCCCAUCAACAGAGAGUCAUCCAGGACAGAAGCAAAGCACAACAUUCAGACGCCUCUUAAUUUCUAAACUUCAAGAUGAAUUUGAAAACCGCACCAGAAAUGUUGAUAUCUAUGAUAAGCAUGACGGCCCCCUCCUCCCCGAGGAGGAGGAACAGAGAGCCAUUGCUAAGAUCAAGAUGCUGGGAAACAUCAAAUUCAUUGGAGAACUUGGCAAGCUUGAUCUUAUUCAUGAAUCUAUCCUUCAUAAGUGCAUCAAAACACUUUUGGAAAAGAAGAAGAGAGUCCAACUCAAAGAUAUGGGAGAGGAUUUGGAGUGCCUCUGUCAGAUAAUGAGGACAGUAGGACCUAGACUAGAUCAUGCAAAAGCCAAGUCCUUAAUGGAUCAGUACUUUGCCCGUAUGCGCUCCUUGAUGAUGAGUAAGGAAUUGCCGGCAAGGAUUCGUUUCCUGCUGCAGGAUACUGUGGAGUUGAGAGAACACCAUUGGGUUCCUCGUAAAGCUUUUCUUGACAAUGGACCAAAGACUAUCAAUCAAAUCCGUCAAGAUGCAGUGAAAGAUCUAGGAGUUUUUAUUCCGCCUCCUAUGUCUCAAGGGAUGAGAAGUGACUUCUUUCUGGAGGGAACGUUUAUGCCACCCAGGAUGAAACUUGACAGGGACCCACUUGGAGGGCUUGCUGAUAUGUUUGGACAAAUGCCUGGUAGCGGAAUUGGUACUGGUCCAGGAGUUAUUCAAGAUAGAUUUUCACCCACCAUGGGGCGACAUCGGUCAAAUCAACUUUUCAAUGGCCAUGGGGGACACCUCAUGCCUCCUGCUCAAUCCCAGUUUGGAGAACUAGGCAAAUCCUUUUUGAAAAAUCCAGGACAAAGCCAGCUGUACCAUAACCAGAAUCAGGGGCUUCUAUCCCAGCAACAAGGACAGUCCAAGGAUAUGCCACCACGGUUUUCUAAGAAAGGACAGCUUAAUGCAGAUGAGAUUAGCCUGAGGCCUGCUCAAUCUUUCCUAAUAAACAAAAACCAAGUGCCAAAGCUUCAGCCCCAGAUAACUAUGAUUCCUCCCAGUGCACAGCCACCACGUACUCAAACACCACCUUUGGGACAGCCACCUCAGCUUGGUCUCAAGACAAAUCCACCACUUAUCCAGGAGAAACCUGCAAAGACGAUUAAGAAACCACCACCUUCUAAGGAAGAGUUGCUGAAAUUAACUGAAACCGUUGUGACUGAGUACCUAAAUAAUGGAAAUGCCAAUGAUGCUGUCAACAGUGUGAGAGAAAUGAGAGCGCCAAAACACUUUCUUCCUGAGAUGCUAAGCAAAAUAAUACUUCAGUCACUGGAUCGAUCAGAUGAAGAUAAAGAGAAAGCAAGUGCACUGAUCAGUUUGCUUAAACAGGAAGGGAUAGCCACUAGCGACAGCUUCAUGCAGGCAUUCCUAAAUGUACUGGACCAGUGUCCGAAACUGGAGGUGGACAUCCCUCUAGUAAAAUCCUACCUAGCACAGUUUGCAGCCCGUGCCAUAAUUUCAGAACUAGUGAGCAUUUCCGAACUAGCUCUACCAUUGGAAAGUGGCACCCAUUUCCCACUGUUCUUGCUUUGCCUUCAACAACUAGCUAAGCUACAGGACCGUGAAUGGCUAACGGAACUCUUUCAAAUUAGCAAAGUCAAUAUGCAGAAGAUGCUGCCAGAGAUUGACCAGAAUAAGGACCGUAUGCUGGAGAUCUUGGAAGGGAAAGGACUUAGCUUCUUAUUUCCACUUCUAAAACUGGAAAAGGAGCUCUUAAAGCAGAUAAAGUUGGAUCCAUCCCCUCAAGCUAUCUAUAAAUGGAUUAAGGACAAUAUUUCACCAAAACUUCAUGUAGAUAAGGGAUUUGUUAAUAUUUUGAUGACCAGUUUCUUGCAGUAUAUUUCUAGUGAAGUAAACCCACCUAAUGAUGAACCAGAUUCUUCAUCUGCUCCUUCUAAAGAGCAGCUGGAGCAAGAAAAACAGCUGCUUCUUUCAUUUAAGCCAGUAAUGCAGAAGUUCCUUCAUGACCAUGUUGAUCUACAAGUGAGUGCUCUGUAUGCGCUCCAAGUGCACUGCUAUAACAACAACUUCCCAAAAGGCAUGUUACUGCGCUUCUUUGUUCAUUUCUAUGAUAUGGAAAUCAUUGAAGAAGAAGCUUUUCUGGCAUGGAAAGAAGACAUUACUCAAGAGUUUCCAGGGAAAGGCAAAGCUUUGUUCCAGGUAAACCAGUGGCUGACCUGGCUGGAAACUGCUGAGGAGGAAGAAUCUGAAGAAGAAGCUGACUAAACCAGCCAAAGCCUUAAAUUGUGCAAACAUACUGUUGCUAUGAUGUAACUGCAUUUGACCUAACCACUGCGAAAACUCAUUCCGCUGUAAUGUUUUCACAAUAUUUAAAGCAGCAGUAGGUCAGUAGGACUUGCUUCUGCAUAAGGGUUUUUGUAGUAUGUCUUAAUCAUAGUCUACCAUAAAAAUAUUUUAGAGUAUCUUUAAUGUUUAGAUAACAGUGUAUUAGCAGCAUGCAAUAAUUACAUCAUAAGUUCAGAAGCAGUCUGUGUAAGGAUCUUCUUUGAUGCCAGUUACCAUAGGCUGUUUGUUAGAAAACUGAAUAGCAACACUGAAUACUGUAGAAAUGCACUUUGCUCAGUGUAAUACUUGAGUUGUUGCAAUAUUUGAUUAUCCAUUUGGUUGUUACAGAGAAUCCUUAACUGUAAUCGAUGGUGGUUGCCGUAAUAGUAUAUUGCCUGUAUUUCUACCUCUAGUAAUGGGCUUUAUGUGCUAGAUUUUAAUAUCUUUGAGCCUGGGCAAGUGCACAAGUCUUUUAAAAAAACAUGGUUUACUUGCACAAAAAAUGAUCAGUUUGAAGAGGUGGAUAAAUGCCCUUGGAAGUGGUCUUUGUGGGUGUGAAACAAAAUGGUGAGAAACUGAAUUGGUCCCCUAUUAUAGUAUUGAAAUUAAGUCUACUUAAUUUAUCAAAACAUGUUCAUGCCCUGAUUUUAUAUACUUGUAUCUAUCAAUAAACAUUGUGAUACUUGA
Heteronotia binoei (common prickly gecko) is the source of this 4206-nucleotide messenger RNA. RefSeq names its product eukaryotic translation initiation factor 4 gamma 2 (gene EIF4G2). The transcript is spliced from 27 exons. The record is from RefSeq and is a predicted model, not a curated record. Gene Ontology annotation, molecular function: translation initiation factor activity; mRNA binding; protein binding. Bases 1 to 3459 code for a protein of 1152 amino acids. Gene Ontology annotation, cellular component: eukaryotic translation initiation factor 4F complex. NCBI's taxonomy places the organism in Eukaryota, Metazoa, Chordata, Lepidosauria, Squamata, Gekkonidae.